Molecule: messenger RNA, 1571 nt
Organism: Colossoma macropomum (tambaqui)
Lineage: Eukaryota; Metazoa; Chordata; Actinopteri; Characiformes; Serrasalmidae
Gene: pax4
Product: paired box 4
Exons: 10
Coding region: 133-1215 (360 amino acids)
Biological process (GO): regulation of transcription by RNA polymerase II; anatomical structure development
Molecular function (GO): RNA polymerase II cis-regulatory region sequence-specific DNA binding; DNA-binding transcription factor activity, RNA polymerase II-specific
Source: RefSeq, a predicted model, not a curated record
GGAAGAACACAGGAAACGUCGUCGAGAAACUCGUUCCACCUGACAGGCCUGCGGGGAUGUGCGGCACUGCUGCUGGUCUGACACACGAAGCAAUGCGGCUAGGCAGUUACGUGUGAGACAUAUGCACAUACAAUGGAAGGUAGGCCGGGGGAAAGACAACACGAAGAGAGCAGCUUGAAUCAGCUCGGAGGGAGGUUUCUGAAUGGACGCCCUCUGCCUGCGCACACAAGGAGGAUGAUGAUUACUCUCGCGUCAGAGGGCAUGCGCCCGUGCCACAUCUCCAGAAUCCUGAAGGUGUCCAGUGGCUGCGUUAGCAAGAUACUGCACUGGUACCGGCGCACUGGCCUCAUGGGCCCCAAAGCGAUAGGAGGCAGCAGACCACGGCUUCUCACGCCUCACGUUAUCUCUACCAUAGCCUGCUACAAACGCACCAGCCCAUCGUUGUUUGCCUGGGAAAUCCGUGAGAAGCUCUCAGCCGAGCGUGUUUGUAGUGCUGAUAAAGUUCCUAGCGUAUCUUCUAUUAACCGCAUUCUAAAGAAGCUUCAGCAUAAUCAGGACAUGGAAAAAUACACAUGUGAAGGGAUAAUUUGUGAUAAAAUGGAUGAGAAAAGGCAGAAUUCAUUCGCUCCGGGUGAAAUGAAUCAACAGCCAAAUUCCAGCUACCUGCAAAGCACUCAGCAACGCAACAGGACACAUUUCAGCCUAGAACAAUGUGAAAUGUUAGAGAAAGAGUUUCUCCAAGGACAUUAUCCAGACUUGUUUGCAAGAGAAAAACUGUCUACAGACACCAAUUUAUCACAGGACACCAUAAAGGUGUGGUUUUCGAACAGACGUGCAAAGAUGAGACGGGAGAUGAAAGCAGGAGAGAGCUGCUGGCCAUCACAUGGUUUAGCACAUCCUCAUUCUCUGGGAUGCACAACUGUUCCCUUCUCUCCGUCAGUGAACUGGCUCCGUGAGAGAACAGCAUUGCCAGGGACCAGUCAGAUGGAUAGCAGAAGCUCACUGGCUGCUUUUCCAGUGGUCCAGAAUACUGAAACAACCACACUCUCACUGGCUCAUUGCAGCUCAAAUAUGAGAGCAGGCUUCCCAUCGGAUCAUCACUUGAAUGAAGCAAACAUGCUACGCUCUCACCACAGACAGGAGGAAAGCGCAUACAGCCCGUCACAUUUCACUCAAUGGGCCGCUCGUCCUUCAUUUACUGGGCAGUAUCUUUGACUGUGAGGAAUUCAAGAGGACAGAAGACAUAUUUAUAGAGGCAUGUUGUGAGUUAUAGAGACAUCUGAAGCUGAGUUGCCGUGUCUUUGAAACUUUCCCAGGAUAUGAUUUCUGUUUUUUAACAGCAGGGGGCAGCAAAGCAGAAAAAAAGACAUCAUAGGUACAUAUCAAACUGAAAGUUUGUUCAUUAUUUGGUUUUUCAAGCUUUUUCAGUCUUUCACGUUUUUUUCUGGAAAACAGUACUUGAAUAAGGGAGCAACCAAAUGUAAAUUACUGUACCAACCAAAUAAACCUCAUUACAUUUUAUUGUAAUGGCAAAGAAGUCAUUAAACUCAUGAAAAUGUCCAAAUGUCCUC